Austrofundulus limnaeus is the source of this 5629-nucleotide messenger RNA. It is a transcript of the gene srgap1a, whose product is annotated as SLIT-ROBO Rho GTPase activating protein 1a. Gene Ontology annotation, molecular function: protein binding. The transcript is spliced from 22 exons. The record is from RefSeq and is a predicted model, not a curated record. Lineage: Eukaryota; Metazoa; Chordata; Actinopteri; Cyprinodontiformes; Rivulidae. The coding region runs from base 378 to 3689 and encodes 1103 amino acids. Gene Ontology annotation, biological process: signal transduction.
UUCUCCCCCCUCCUCUUCUCUCUGCAGCGGUGCUGUUGAGCCGCGUCGACUGCUCGGACAGUUCGGAGAUCAUUGGUUUAGGAGCGUGAUUGCGCAUUGGCCCUGCUCCAUAUCCAUCUCAUAUCCCGAGAGAAGAGGAACAAUGAAGUAGUAAACACUCCUUUCCCCCCCAAGUCUUGUUACAGAGUUAAAUCCUCCCCCUUUUUUUUAAACCGUCAUUUCCACCCCGCGCUCCCUGCCGUUCAUUUCUCCUCCGGAGAGGAUCAUGCCUCGGCUGCAGUAGGGAUUCCGCUUCUUGUUGACAGUUUUUUUUUUUUUUUUUCCUUUUCCCCACACAAGAAGUUUACAACGAGCUCCGGGCAAAGACAAGACAGAAAAUGUCCACGCCGAGGUUCAAAAAGGACAAGGAAAUCAUCGCGGAGUAUGAGAGUCAGGUCAAAGAGAUCCGAGCCCAGUUGGUGGAGCAGCAGAAAUGUCUGGACCAGCAGACAGAAAUGCGAGUCCAGCUGCUGCAGGACCUUCAGGACUUCUUCAGAAAGAAGGCAGAGAUUGAGAUGGAAUACUCCAGAAACCUGGAGAAACUGGCUGAACGCUUCAUGGCCAAGACCCGGAGCACUAAGGAUCACCAGCAGUACAAAAAAGACCAGAAUCUGCUGUCACCGGUCAACUGUUGGUACCUGCUGCUGAACCAGGUGAGGAGGGAGAGUAAGGACCAUGCAACACUGAGCGACAUCUACCUCAACAACGUCAUCAUGAGGUUCAUACAGAUCAGCGAGGACUCCACACGACUACUAAAGAAGAGCAAGGAAAUAGCGUUCCAGCUUCAGGAAGACUUAAUGAAAGUCCUAAAUGAGCUUUACACAGUGAUGAAGACGUACCACAUGUACCACUCGGAGAGCAUCAAUGCUGAGAGCAAGCUGAAGGACGCUGAGAAGCAGGAGGAGAAGCAGAUUGGCCGGGGCGAUCCUGUGUUCAGCAUACGGAUGGAGAAGAAGAUUGAGAAGAUAAAAGAGAAGCGCCAAGCCAAGUACUCGGAGAACAAGCUGAAGUCGAUCAAAGCACGGAACGAGUACCUGCUGACACUGGAGGCAACAAACGCAUCCGUUUUCAAAUACUACAUCCACGACUUGUCGGAUUUAAUUGAUUGCUGUGAUUUGGGAUACCAUGCGAGUCUGAAUCGAUCCUUGCGGACCUACCUUUCAGCAGAGUACAACCUGGAAACGUCGCGCCACGAAGGUCUGGAUAUCAUCGAGAACGCAGUGGACAGUCUGGACCCUCGAAGCGACCGACAGAGGUUUAUGGAGAUGUACCCCACAGCCUUCUGCCCCCCAGCCAAAUUUGAGUUCCAGUCUCACAUGGGGGACGAAGUGAGUCAGAUCUCUUUACAGCCACCCGUGAAUGGGGAGCUGAUCCUGAGGUUCCAGCAGCUGCAGUCCCGCUUGGCUACUCUAAAGAUUGAAAAUGAAGAGGUCAAAAAAACAUCUGAGGCCACUCUGACCACCAUCCAGGACAUGGUCACCAUCGAAGACUACGACGUGUCCGAGUGUUUCCACCACAGCCGGUCCACCGAGUCGGUCAAGUCCACCGUGUCAGAGACGUACCUCAGCAAGCCCAGCAUUGCCAAAAGAAGGGCCAACCAGCAGGAGACGGAGCAGUUUUACUUCAUGAAAUUCCGUGAGUUUCUGGAGGGCAGUAAUCUCAUCUCCAAACUGCAGGCCAAACACGACUUGCUGAAGAAGACACUUGGUGACGGCCACAGAGCUGACUACAUGACCACAAGACAUCCCAAUGGGCUGUUCAAAACCCACACCGGCACCCGCCGGCCUAGACCCCGCUCUAUUUUGAAUUUUAGAUUGUUUAACGGCAAUUUGGAGUCAUUUAUCAAGACUUUUGUGCGUUUUUUGCCUCCGCAGGACUCUGGACAAGCUAUCCCACGAGUGGUUGAAAGUUGUAUUCGCUACAUAAAUCUAUACGGCCUCCAGCAUCAAGGAAUCUUUCGUGUUUCUGGAUCCCAGCUGGAGGUGAAUGACAUCAAGAACUCAUUUGAGAGAGGAAACGACCCUCUAGCAGAUGAUGCGAACAAUCAUGACAUCAAUUCGGUGGCCGGUGUUCUCAAACUGUACUUCCGUGGUCUGGAGAAUCCUCUUUUCCCUAAGGAGCGGUUCAAUGAGCUGCUGUCGUGCAUCAGAAUAGAAAACCUGUAUGAGAGAGCGCUGUACAUCCGUAAGAUCCUCCUCACCAUUCCCAGAUCAGUCCUUAUUGUGAUGCGCUACCUCUUUGCCUUUCUGAACCAUCUGUCCCAGUACAGCGACGAGAACAUGAUGGACCCGUACAACUUGGCCAUAUGUUUCGGCCCGACACUCAUGCCUACACCGGACAGCCAAGACCAGGUCUCCUGCCAGGCUCACGUAAACGAGAUCAUCAAGACCAUCAUCAUCCACCACGAGACCAUCUUUCCCGAUGCCAAAGAACUGGAGGGACCCAUUUAUGAGAAGUGCAUGGCUGGUGGAGACUACUGUGAGAGUCCCUACAGUGAGCAUGGAGCCCUGGAGGAGGUGGACAAUGAGGGAGGGACGGAGACACACACCAGUGAGGAUGAGGGUGAGCCGAUUGAAGCCAUAGCCAAGUUCGACUACGUCGGGCGCUCCUCUCGCGAGCUAUCCUUCAAGAAGGGCGCCUCACUGCUGCUUUAUCAACGAGCGUCUGAGGACUGGUGGGAGGGAAGGCACAACGGCAUCGAUGGCCUGGUGCCACACCAGUACAUCGUAGUUCAGGACAUUGAUGACAGUUUCUCAGACACUCUGAGCCAGAAGACUGACAGCGAGGCAAGCAGCGGCCAUGGCGGAGAGGAGAAAUGCUCGGGGAAGGACACCAGCUCCCCCACUGAUGCCAGGAUCUCUGAGGCCUACAUCACCAGCAGGCACAGGAAAAGAUCUGAUCCACCAUCUCGUCGGCCCCCCGCCCGCCCUAGCAACGUUCACUGCAUGCUGCAUUCCUCGCAGCAGGGCCACAGUGGGACUCCAGAGAUGGGCUCCCCGGUUCUCGGCCAUUUCAGCCCACGGGACAUGCUUCGAGGUCACAAUCACGUGGACAGCCCUGAGCGGCGGCGCCGAACCGGCCACGGCAGCCUCACGAACAUCAGCCGCCACGAAUCUCUGAAGAAAAUGGAGAGUCCGCCGAUCCGCCGCUCCACCUCUUCAGGCCAGUACACGGGCUUCACCGACGGCCAUCACCAUCAUGGCGGCAAGUCCCUGGACCCGGAGACCAUCGCACAGGACAUAGAGGAAACUAUGAACACWGCUCUGAACGAGCUGCGCGAGUUGGAGCGGCAGAGCUCGGCCAAGCACGCCCCUGACGUGGUGCUGGACACCCUCGAGCAGCGCCAGACCGGCGGCGGCGGAGGAGGAGGAGGAGGUGCCACGCUGGCGAGUUCCAGCGAGUCCCUGAGCCCCAUCCACGGCGUCAUGCUGAGGCCCACCGCCAACACGGAGCCCCCCAUCCGCCGCAGCACGAGCUCCUCCAGCGAGGCCAUGAGCAGCUUCAAGCCCAUGGUGGCGCCACGCAUGGGGGUGCAGCUGAAACCCCCCGCUUUGAGGCCCAAGCCCAUGGUCAUGCCCCGAUCCAACCAGGUCCCGCAACCUCCUACUGGGUCCGCACAAGACCCCUUGGACAAGUCGUGUACCAUGUAGCAUUUGAAACCGAAAAAAAGGAGAUACUGUAAAAAGCAAAACAUCUGUUCCAAAGGUGCUGGGAAAUCCUUCCUCUGUUUGGUAAAGUUCCCACAAAAGAAGAGGACUUUAAUAAGAUCUGAGACCCUUUGUAGGUUUUGGUUAMAUUGUAGACUUGUUUGUCAGCCAGACAAAUCUUCUGUCUCGAUGUUGUGCAGAGUUGUGCGGUAAAAUACUAAUAUACUGUAUCUGAUGUUUACUAAAUAAAUCUGAACAACAAAUCACAGUUGCUUCCUUGAGAAUAGAACAUGUACCUAAUAUUAGUGUUAGUUUAGUUUAYGGAUAUUAAAGAACUGAACUGUGCACGCAGCUCCUUGGUUUACCAAUGAACCAGAAAGGCAGCCCGAAGAAAACUGGAGCGACAGCAACGGCUAAACCUUUCGGACGUUUUGAUUCUGGGAAGGCGAUUGGAGGUGUGGUGAAAUACUCCGGAGGUCUGAUGGGACUUUUUGAGAUAUAACAGAUUUCAAAUUCUCACUUUUAAAAUGGUGCUGUGACAACCUGGGCAGCCAUUGUUUGAAGGUUGGACUGAUCUUGUGCCAGAAGAACUCGAAACCACUUAUUUAUUCACGGUACUGUGUUUAUUAGAUUAAUACUGACAUCUGUUCAUCCAUUAGCAUGUACGUUGCAGCUUUGUUUGGCGAGGCUUUUCAUCUGUUGUGUCGCAGAAAGAGGUCUAAAGCUCACCGCCUUCGCUGGCUUCACUCUGUAAUUUUUUCGGUAAAGAGACGAGGAUUGGAUAGAACCACUAUUUCAUGAUGAACUUUUAACAUUUCAGAGCAUUCUUGAAUUUCCACGCCAUUGCUUAAUAAUGUAUGUAUGCCUUUUUAUCUGUAUAAACCAUAGUGCGGAAAGCGAUCACGUUACUUUGCAAUGUGGACCACCGUAGCUUUUUGUACGCCUUGCUUGGCUUUAUCUACCCAAAGACAUGAGUGUAUAACUUAAAGCAUGGAUGUUGAUACUUCAUAUUCACUAAUGUGUAUAAAUUUAAGGUAGCCUUCUGUUCGAGUGCUGCCGGUAGCCAUGGACCUUAUGACUGUUAGUGUAAAAUCCUCCUCGUGUGUUCAUCUUUGUGAAAAACGCAAAGCAGCCUGCAUACAGCCUUUCAGUCCGUUUUGUCCAGAUGAKCCUGUCCGUUGCGUUUUUUUAGAUUGGUGUAAGCCUCUGUGUGAAUUUACUGCUUUUUGUGGGAUUACAAAACAAAAGAAAUCGAACAAGAACAACGCAGCAACAUGAGUCCAAGAUGUAAUAGCUGGGAAGAAUGGUUUUAUUUAUGGGACUCUACCCCGUGUAACUAUAUUUUUUAAACCUAUGUACUAUACAGAGUAACAGAUGGGUGCAUGUAGUUGCAAUAUUUUUCAAACGGUUUGCUAUUAAUAAGAUAUGCUAACAGGUUUACACCGUGUUUGACUUGACAAAGUAUGUAUAAAGAACAAAAGUUACAUUCUGAAUUACUAACUUGUUUUAUUUUUAUAGAUGUUUUUAUUUUAUUUUAUUUUUUUGUUGUGCUUCUGGGAAGAAAUCACUCGAAUGUGGGCUUUUGUCACCAUGUAACAACAUUAUGAAUAGGACUCAGUUAUGCUGUCUGUAGGCUUUAAGCUACUUGGUGUUAUGUACAUCUGUAGUAUGUACUGUGAAAGUGCCUUUGAAAAUGUUUUAGCGGAACUUCAGACAUUCUGUCCUGCAACCACUUCAUGUUAGAAGCUCUGUCUUUGAUAAAAUGCAGUGUAAGAAGUUUGUAACAGUUUCCAAACCGUUAGGAUGGCAGAAUUAAAAACAGCUUACGCAUUGUGACAUUGCACUUUUGAUGUACAUAACUGUAAAUACGGCAUGUAACAACACGACAUUUAGAGUUAUUUCAGAGGAGUAUUUUUUUUUAAUAAAGAAAAUAGUUUGUUGAA